GCAUUCAUUGAAUCGCUGGUCAAUACUGCUUUCUCGGCGCUCGAGCUGCUGUAGCAUUUAUAGCUGUUGGGCGUGCGUCAUUGAGUCGAAGCAUUUACAAACCCGUGGACCUUGGGGGAAAUUUAUCGGUGUCAGUUUCACACCACCGAGACCUCUCAUCACCAGCUCCUCUCAACUUUCUUUAUAGCGACACGUUGCAUUAUAUCUCUCACGACGGCGUCAUUUAUAGACCUACAUUUACGAGCUGUAGGCCAUCAUGGAUAUGGCAAAGGCUCUGCAUGUCUUCUCCGCGAUCAAUUCGGGCCACACCAUGAGCAGGGCACACGAUGAUCGGACACAGUUGGAUUUUGUCCCGUACCUCGAUCGGUACACACCGAGUCCGCUGGCGGACGAGGGACGUGCGAAGACUGCCCUGAUCGUGUUAAAUUGUCCCAUUGACGACGAGGAGUAUCUCCGUCGUUUGCAUGCGCAUGCUGGGUUCGUGCUCUAUGCGGAUGGAGGUGCCAACCGAGUACAUGAUUGCCUGCGUCGGAGCAGACUGGGCGAAGAUUCCGCGACAUUUGCGCGGUCGCUUAAAGCGCUCCUGCCAAAUUUGAUCCAUGGUGAUCUCGAUUCGUUGCGGGACGACAUACGAGAUGCAUUCGAAGCGUGUGGUGUGUCAGUGACACAAGAUCCCGACCAAUAUAGUACAGACUUUGGAAAGGCGAUCGGAAAAAUCAAAGCUGCAGUGCCACAAGUGCACGACAUUCUCGUUCUGGGAAGCCUGGGCGGGCGCGUGGACCAAGGAAUCGGGCUGCUGCAUGAGCUAUUGCGCGAACAGAAACACAACAACCCGAGCAUUCGGUUCUGGCUGUUCACAGAGGCCAGUGUUACUAUGCUGGUGUUCCCCGGUACAACGGUUGUCCAGACGCCGUUGCGGUCGGGUCUCAUAUCGUGCAACGUCGGCAUUCUACCUCUCUAUGGGCGCAGCAUUUUAACUUUGAAGGGCUUUGAGUGGGAUGUGGAGCAGUGGCCGAGCGAAUUGGGAGGACAAGUGAGCACAUCCAAUCAUGUAUUCGCGGAUGAGGUGGAAAUUACCACCGACAUUGAGGUACUCUUUACGAUCGAGCGCGUCCGCCACGGGUGACGAAUGGUAGUCUCCUAUGACAGUGGUCAUGUGGAAGCCUUGACGGCACGAAGCGUACCUUCCUGAUGAAUGGCUGCCAAAGGCAAGCCAACCUUAGAUAUAGAUGUACAGCUC
This is a messenger RNA of Dissoconium aciculare CBS 342.82, 1240 nucleotides long. RefSeq names its product thiamine pyrophosphokinase. Gene Ontology annotation, molecular function: thiamine diphosphokinase activity; ATP binding; thiamine binding. Gene Ontology annotation, biological process: thiamine metabolic process; thiamine diphosphate biosynthetic process. The record is from RefSeq and is a predicted model, not a curated record. The transcript has a single exon. Bases 257 to 1126 code for a protein of 289 amino acids. NCBI's taxonomy places the organism in Eukaryota, Fungi, Ascomycota, Dothideomycetes, Mycosphaerellales, Dissoconiaceae.